Molecule: messenger RNA, 10191 nt
Organism: Podarcis lilfordi (Lilford's wall lizard)
Lineage: Eukaryota; Metazoa; Chordata; Lepidosauria; Squamata; Lacertidae
Source: the annotation of a GenBank genome assembly
AUGGGGCAGGUAGGCAUUGUGAUUGAGAUGGUUAUCUGUCUGACACUCUUGGAGCAGGAUAUCACUAGUUAUGACUUUGGUGAUUAUGGUGGGCUCUCACCCACUUCCCUGGGUCCUAAAUGCCAUUGGAACUGAGAAGAUACAACAGGUGAUUUCUUAUGAAUGUCUAAAGUUUUCCCACUGAGCCUGUACGUGGAUACAUUUAUCAGCAAAUUGCUGCAUUUGGUAAUGUGCAGCAGAGGCUCUUCGUCUUUGCCUUGUGGUGUGCAGAGGCAAGGCUCGUGAGACAAUUUCCUGGUGACAAUGCCAAACACACACACACACACAUGCGCGCACACAGUUUUGUCUGCCUCACGACACAGUUCCCUGAAUCAAGAAGCAUUGCAAAAUAACGUUUGCAGAGAAAAAAGAAAAGAAAAGAAAACAGGAAGUGGUGAUGUUAUCCACAUCAAGACGCACAGAUAACCGCCCUUGUCUCAAGCAAGCAUUCCUUGCUGCGGGUCUCUCCAGAUCCUUUGGAAGGGUAAGUUCUGUUCUGGGACUGGGGAAGAAGGAUAGCUGAUUCACCAAGGUCCAGUCUUUCUGAGCUUUGUGCACCUUGAUCACUGAACCCAGAGCAGCUGGGCUGAUCCCUUGUGCUCCAUCUUGACCACUGAGAUCAUCUGAUGGGACACGUCUUGGGGUUUCUCAGGCAGGGCUUUGCUUGGCACAGGGCCUUGUGGGUGGCAGGCCCUACUCUGGAACUCCCUGUCGGCAGAUGAGGUUCAGCAGGUGCUUCAGGUUACAGACGCUUCAAGUUACAGACUCCGCUAACCCAGAAAUAGUACCUUGGGUUAAGAACUUUGCUUCAGGAUGAGAAGAGAAAUCGUGCUCUGGCGGUGUGGCAGCAGCUGGAGGCCCCAUUAGCUAAAGUGGUGCUUCAGGUGAAGAACAGUUUCAGGUUAAGAACGGACCUCCAGAAUGAAUUAAGUUCUUAACCCGAGGUACCACUGUAGUUGCAUGAAGUGGGAAAUGUGGUGGGGGUGGCAGGAGGUAGGUGGGCAGAGCCAGCCCCCAGGACACACAUAACUUCGCAGAGUCACCCCCCCAAAUAGAAUGCCUGGGUUCAACCCCCCCCCACUUGGCCAUCACGAAGCUCCCAGGAGGUCAUGGUCUUGGGGGCCAGCCACUGCCUCUCAGUCUAACCUACCUCACAGGGUUGAUGUGGGGUUUAAAUGAGGAGGGCAAGAACCAUCUAUGCCACCUUGAGGUCCUCAAGAGAACGGGUGGGAUAGAAAGGCAAUAAGAAAGUGAAUAAGAUUAAGCCUUGAGAUGUGAAAGAUGGCAACUUGUGAUUAGAUAGCCCCUGAGCAUCUAACCCAGUGCUCUUGUUGUUUUAAAUGAGCUAAUAACAACAAUAAUAAUAAUUUAUUAUUCAUACCCUGCCCAUCUGGCUGGGUUUCCCCAGCCACUCUGGGCGGCUUCCUAAACAAUAUUAAAAUACAGUAAUACAGUAAUCAAACUUCCCUAAACAACGAUUGUUGCACUCAGUGCAGAAAUCAGGGAAAGGCUGUAAUAUGGUCCAGUGCUUCCCCCCCAAGACAAAUACAGCGGAACCUCAGUUCUCGAACUUCUCCGUUGACCAGCGCUUUGGAACCUGAACGCCAAAAACCCGGAAGGAAAUGCUUCCAUUUUCAAAGGCGCCUCAGAAAUCGAAUGGCUUCCGCUGCAUGUUUUUCAAUUUUCUCAGAUGAAUUUGCUGACGUGCCUUGGUUUCCGAACGUUUCGGAAGUCGAACGGUCUUCCUGAAUGGAUCACAUUGAAAACUGAGGUUCAGCUGUAAGCGCUGGAACUUGCCAUGAAGUGGUUAGAGUAAGUCGACUUGGGGCAGCCCUGAACAGAUGUUGGUUUGACUACAACCGGGUUCUCCACUGGUAGAGGUGCUCUCAAGUAUGGCAAGCUGUCUCCCUCACUACUUUGGGAGUUGCUCCUGGUUGCUCCUGGUUCUGGUGCAGGUCAGUUAAAUGUGCCCUGACUCCCUCCUGCUCUAGGCCAGCCUGGAAGAGAGCCCUUUUGCAAAAGCGCAUGCAUGCAAUGGGAGAGGCCUGGCUAGAGAACUUAAAGCUGGCUGUUGCUACAGGGGAGUUGGAUUGAAGAAAAGGAAAUAAGAAUUGGCUCCACUCCACUGGAGAGACCUGUCAGGAGUAAGCCUGGACCAAUGGUACCAAAUAGUAUGGGAAACAGCCCUACUAGAAAAACUAACCAAUAAGCUGAAACUGACACGGGGACAAAUAGAAGAAGACACCUUCACCCGGUAUGGUUCUUAACCCGAGGUACCACUGUAGUUGCAUGAAGUGGGAAAUGUGGUGGGGGUGGCAGGAGGUAGGUGGGCAGAGCCAGCCCCUAUGACACACAUAACCUCGCAAAGUCAUCCCCCCAAAUAGAAUGCCUGGGUUCAACCCCCCCCCCACUUGGCCAUCACGAAGCAUCACAGGAGGUCACCCACAGCGCCACACGCAUCCCUAAUGCAGGCGAAUAUGUAGCAUCAAAAAAGGAAGUGCAGGAUGUACUGUAUAGUGGUGAUAAGGGGACAGGAAGUGUAUUUGGAGGGAUGGAGCCUGACAUGAGCGUGAUGAAGGAAAUCACACCCCCUCCACUCCUCAGUGGCUCUCCUGGACUUGCACCACAUGCCACCUUUUGUGCCUUUGCAGGAGAAGGAAAGCGGAAGUCUUGCUUCUUGAACCACCACUUCAAAUUGCUUCCGCAAUAAAGUUGUUGAUGCAUCUAUCUGUCCACCGCAGGCCAAGAUGACUGUGGGAGGUUCAAGCGAAGGCUCCUCACCCUCUUGGGGGUCCUCAUCGGCUUGUUCUUUGGUGAGUUACCAGAGGUUCACCUCAGAGGUUUCCCUGGAUAGGUUUUCUUUAAAAUGUAUGAGCAAUCACACGGGCUGCUUAAACAGAUUGGGAAUAUGUUUAUGAAAUAUAUUCGGAGUCGAGAGUGGAUUUCCUGCUCUUUAUUCAGCUCCUAGUGGUGAGGAGGAAUGGAAGUUCUCCUAGAAUGUCUGCUUUCUAUACAUUAUUUACACAAUGGGCCCCAUGUGAUUGGCUAAUUCUGGGAUUAACCUGUAGGCCAAUCAGGUUGCGGAUUCACUUCCACCUGGAGCUGGAUUGGGUGGCUCCUGUGGACCAAUCAGACUGCUGCAUUCUGGGUCCUAUUGUUCUAGGACCAAUCAGACUACUGCGUUGUGGAUCCUAUUCAACUCAGUACAUAACAGUUUAACUCUGUCAUAUGCCAUUUUCCCGGCCAAAAUCCUCCCUAAAAACAGGCGCUGUUAGACUCUGUGUGCCAGGGGCCUCUCUUCAAAAGCCUCAGGAGCUAUUAGGUUGCGGUGGCUGAAUAGAUCCUUCAUGUUCAGAGGCACUCUACCUUGGAAUAUCAUUCACUGCCGGGGGGGGGGGGGAGAGGCAGAGAGAGGCAGAAGAGAGCAAGGAACACCUUAUGCUUUUACGCCCCGCUGUUUGGUUUCCAGAGACACCUGGUUGUCCGAAGUGGAAAGCAAAGUGAUGGGCCAGACAGAGCUUUGACUGGGUGGGAGUUAUUCUUCAUUUUCAAAAAAAUCAUUUUUAUAUUUACACAAUAAUAUUUAAGAAAAUACAAACCAUACAUUUAUCAUUGACUUCCCUCGCCCCCGUCUCCCCCGCCCCCAGUUCGUUUUAUUAAACAUUUGCCACUGCAUAUUUUGAUUUUUCUGCAUUCUCUCUUUCCUAGUUUUAUUUCAGUAUCAUCAUCAUCACUUUUAAUUUGUAUCCCGUCUUUCUAUCUUACAAUACUCAAGGUGGUUUACAAGCUGAAGAAACAAAGAAUGUACACCUUAUAACAAUCUAAUGCAAUACAAAAAUGUGAUAAUAAAACAGCUUUAAAAUAAGCGUUCUACAUAUACUUCAUACUGCUGAAUUUAUCCUAAUCCUGUUAUCAUUUUAAUAUGUUAACAAUGCCAGUCAGCGCAGACACUGCUGAGUAUAAUGGUCUGACUGUAUAAGGCAGCUUCCUAUGUUCCUAUGCAUAGCUGUCAACUGUCCCUUAUUUGGCGGGAAACUCCCUUAUCCCGCUACUGUCCUUUAUUGAUGAUGUCCCUUAAAUUUCCCGGGUUUCAAAGGAAGCAGCUCCUCUCCCUCCCUCCCUGCUGGCCAGGGAGGAGGGAGGCUCCAACUGUGUUGCUUGGCUGCGUUGCUCACCCAAUAAGGAGUCUAAGAACGACUGGGGGGUGGAGCUUGCAUGCCUUGUGCCGAUCAAAUCGGCCGUGUUGCUGGGGACUCACCUUUGCUCAGCGCUUCCCAACGGAGAGGUGACGCUGGUUUUCCUUGCUGUGUCCCCUUUGCCGGGUUGCUGCGCUGUGGGAACCACCACUUGAGGCUUCGUUUGGCUGCUGGAUGACUAAAAUCCCUUAUUUUGGCUGCUGAUCCCUUAUUUUCGAGGCUGCUGGUCCCUUAUUUUCAAAUCUGUAAGUUGACAGCUACGUUCCUAUGUUCCUAUGAUCCAAGAUGCAGCCACCAACUUGCACAGCUUUCAAAGAGGAAGAGAUGGAAGGAGGAGAUGGUUGUCAGCCUCAAUGGAUAUGUUUCCCUCCCACUGUUGGACGCAGCAAUGCUUCUGAAGACCAGCUGCUGAAGCCCCAGAAGGGGAGAAUAGCGGUUGUGCUCAGGUCUUGCUUGUGAGCUUCCCUUUGGGGUACCUGGUUGGCUACCAGGAUGCUGGACUAGAUGGGCCCCAUUGGCCUCAUCCACUACGCUCUUCUCAUGUUCUUAUGGAUCAGCAUAUUGCCCAAACCAAUAGCCCCAAAUACAACCCUCUCCAAGCUUUACAUCAUGUCUCGGAAGACCAAUUUCCUCUUCUUCUUCUUCUUCUUCUUCUUCUUCUUCUUCUUCUUCUUCCUCUUCCUCUUCCUCUUCCUCUUCCUCUUCCUCUUCCUCUUCCUCUUCCUCUCCUCCUCCUCCUUGAUUUUCUCCUUCUCCUUCUCCUCCUUGAUUUUCCUCUUCUUUCUUGACCUUCUUGAUUUUUUCCUCCUCCCCCUCCUCCCCCUUUUCCUCCUUCAUUUUCUUGUUCUCAUUCUCAGGAUCUUCUUCUUCUCCUCAACUUUUUCUUCUUCCUCUUCUUCAUUAGGUGCUGUUGCUAACCCGGAAAAAGGUCCUCUUCAUCAGGUUACUGGGAUGGCUGGAAAACCAGUCCUUUUCCCUUUAAACAUAACCGCUGGGAAAACUGUGCUGAUGAUCAAAUGGGACUUAUACCCCCAAAAUGGCACCCCCUUUGAGCUUGCUGUGCUCAGGAACGGACAACUGAGGACUUCUAACCUGAAAGACAUGGACAGACUAGACGUGCUUAAUGAGACCACGCUGCGGAUCAAGGCCUUGCAGGAAAACGAGACUGGGGUUUUGAACUGUCGAGUGACAUACACCACCUCCAAGAUGGAAAUAUUCUCAUUCAAUCUCACUGUCUCUGGUAAGUCACGACGAAUCUGUCCAUUUUUGUCCAUCCUUCUGAGCAAUUAAUAAGAUGGCUGCAACUUUUCCCUUGACAGUUCCUGCACCAGAGAGUGACCCACCUGAUGUGCCCAGCGUUUCCCAAAGUGAAGGUAAGCAAUUCAUUGCUCCCCUACCUCAUUCUCCACAUUUUCUGCCUGGGAAAUUUAAGCAUUCAUAUAUAAUUCAUAGGGACGCGGGUGGCGCUGUGGGUUAAACCACAGAGCCUAGGACUUGCCGAUCAGAAGUUUGGUGGUUCGAAACCCUGUGACGGGGUGAGCUCCCAUUGCUUGGUCCCUGCUCCUGCCCACCUAGCAGUUCGAAAGCAAGUGCAAGUAGGUAAAUAGGUACCGCUCCGGCGGGAAGGUAAACAGCGUUUCCAUGCGCUGCUCUGGUUCGCCAGAAGCGGCUUAGUCCUGCUGGCCACAUGACCCGGAAGCUGUAUGCCGGAUCCCUUGGCCAGUAAAGCAAGAUGAGCGCUGCAAGCCCAGAGUCGGUCACAACUGGACCUAAUGGUCAGGGGUCCCUUUAUCUUUACCUUAAGUUGUGUUUUGCUGGAAAUUCUGUUGUGUGUAACAGAAUUUGCACCCUGUUCUCUCGAAACUGAAGUGUUUUCAGUGUUCCUACAUGCUUAGCUUUGGAGCACACAGAGCAGCUCUGCCUCAGUGCCCCCCUUGUCCCCCCUUGCCUCUUAUUCCGCAGCCUGCCAGGGGUGCUGGCACCCACUCUGGGAACUACUGAGUUAAAGCUAUUUCCAAAUGCGUACAUACCAUGCAGGGACAGUUAUUAAUUCACACCAUUAAGGUGCACCAAAUGCCUGAGUUUUUAUCACUUCGAUGGCUUUGUCCUGUCCAGCAAUCUAUAAACAUUUUAAUAGAACAAAAUCCUUCAGUUUAAAGCUAUGGAGAACUUAAUAGUUUUGGAUUGCACAUUGAACCCAUUUGCUUAUUUUCAUCAUUUAAUACCCUCAUUUUACCUUGGGAUGCGCAAACUGGCAUUUCGAUUGCAGAAGCCCCUAAGGAAUAACGUUUGUUCAUUGCAGGGGAAUGGAGGAAGACCCUGGUGUGGUUCAUUGUUGCCAUGACGGUUGCAGGUUUUCGCUUCAUGCAAAUAGUUUCCAGAAGGUCUGAAAGAGGUAGGGAAGAUGCGUGUAUUUGUUUAUUCAUAAGACUUCUCACCUGCCCUUCGCCAUAAGGUCCCAGGGUGGGUUACAGCCAGGCCUAGGCCAUUGUAAGGACAGAUUAGAAAGGACCCAACCAAAAUGAUGAUGAUGGGGAUGGAACAACUCCCUGAUGAAGAACGGUUGCAGCAUUAGUGAGGCGAGGAAGAGGCUGUCAAGAAUGCUGCUCAUAUGGAUCCAGAGCAGAUCCCAAUGUAUAGUUAGCAGAGUAAAAACUUAAAACACGUUGCAGGAUUCCCCCCAAAAUAGACCAGAGGCAAUUCGUAUUUCAUUCAGCAAAGCUACUGAAGGCAAAAGAGCAUAAUGGUCACAAAUCCAUAUACAUUCAGAAUGGUCCAUAAGAAACCCAGUUGCAGCACACUUAACUUAAAACUUUGAGAGAGCCAGCGUGGUGUAGUGGUUAAGAGCGGUGGACUCGUAAUCUGGUGAACCGGGUUCGCUUCCCCGCUUCUCCACAUGCAGCUGCUGGGUGACCUUAGGUUAGUCACACUUCUCUGAAGUCUCUCAGCCUCACUCACCUCAGAGUGUUUGUUGUGGGGGAGGAAGGGAAAGGAGAUUGUUAGCUACUUUGACACUCCUUCAGGUAGUGAUAAAGCGGGAUAUCAAAUCCAAACUCUUCUUCUUCUUCUUCUUCUUCUUCUUCUUCUUCUUCUUCUUCUUCUUUCAAUAACUUAUAGUAAGACUAAAAGCUUAACACUAAGCAUACUAUAAACAGAACACCACACCAAAUGCAAACUGACAGAGGCAACACAAUAGAAGUUCACUAAAAAUGUACAUGGCAUGGAAAAAGUGGUUAGAGAAAGGGUUUUCUCCCUCUGUCAUCACACUGGAAUUUUUUGGCCUCUGACAAAGCUGAACAUCAGAAGAUUCUGGACAGACAGAAGGCAGCCCUCCUUCACACAAACUAUGGAACCCCCUGGCACAGCAUCCACCAGCAUGGAUUCCUUUAAGAGGAGAUGAUAGACAUUCAUGGAGGACAGGGCUGCUAUUGAUGGCUGCUAGCCACAACGGCUACACUCUUGUCUCCACAGUUGGAGGCAACAGUGCUUCUGAAGACCAGUUGCUGAAGGCCACAGGAGAGGUCAGAUCCUGAUUGUGGGUUUCAGCCACUGUGAGAAGAGGAUGCUGGGCUAGAUGGGCUGCUGGCCUGAUCCAGCAAGCUCUUCUUGUAUUCUUAUGUACUUAUGACUCCCUGCCUGAAACCCUCAAGAGCUCUUCCUGGUUCAAGUAGGCGAUAUUGAGCUGGAUGGACCAGUGCCUGAGGAAGGACAAGGCAGCUUCCUCUGUCCUACCAUGAAGGCAUUUGGUACAACUCUGCCGGGGGGGGGGAGUUCCACAAUUUGGGGGCCACCCCCUCUGCUCUCUUGAGGAUAUAGGGAGGCUGACUGGUCAAUGCAGUGACAUGACCUGUAUGUAUUUCAUUACACCCCACAGUGCCGAAUAAUAGAACUCCCCUGAUCUUCAUUAUGGGGAAGAAGCAGAGGAAGAAGAGAAGAUCCUCCACAGACAAGAAUUGUGACCAGGUGAGGUGAUCUUGCAGAGCAGCGUGUAAUAAAUGAAAAUCUGCCCUUAUUCCCUUAUGGGGGACACAAGAGCCCUUAUAGAGUCCUUUGCAGGUUCUCCAUCGGUCGGAGGAAAAAACAGAGGCCAAGCAGAGAACCUUGAGAAGCAAAGCAGCUAGUAAGCCUGAUCUUUAUUGAACUGUUGCAACAGGGUGCCCCCUCACAUGCAGAAGGAGGAGGACUCAGAACCCAGGUGUGCCUUAUAUAGACAUUUUAAAUUGCCCGUCCUGGAGUCAAAGACCACCUCCAGAAACACCAUACCUACAUCACAGAAAGGGCGGGCUAAAGCAGAAAUCUGAGUGGGUUGUUUACCUCCUGUCUGGCAAGUCACCUGUUAAUGCUUAUUGGAUUGGAUACCCUGGGGAGCCUGGCCAGUCUUUUGUAAUGAUAAAUAUUUAGUUCCUGAGCCAGGUCACAAGCUCACCCUAUUCAUACACAGACAUACCCUUAAGACAGGAUUUGUGAAGGAAAAGACAAUGGGGAGGCUCCUCCAUUUGACCUUGCAGAGAAAACACCUGGUCAGCCUGGGAGUCAAAAUGGCUCCAUAGCUGCUCUCCUGUGCAGCUUCAACAUGUGGCCUAUAUAUCUAUGUACGCGUUUGCUUGGCACAUUUAUGAACCUUUAUUAUAUACAUAAGACCUUAACUUAUUUAUUUCAGGCGGAACACUGGGGUGCUUUUCAUUCACUCCCUCCAUCAGGUGGUGCAUGCACUGAUAGGAACAGAGCCCAAACCAGGAGGAGGUCUCCAAAUGUUUGGGAGAACCUCAAAGUUUGCUGAAGAAGACAUUAAAAGUGAAGGAGGCAAAUGAAGCCCAGAAUUAGGCUUCCUAGCAGGGGAAGAGGGAACCAGGCUGGGGCCCUCCAGAUAUUGAUGGACCCCAGUUCCCAUCCUGCUCCCCGACCAAUGGUCCUGCUGGCUGCUGGGGCUGAGAGGAGUGGGGAGUCCAGCAACCAUGAUGGUCCUUUCAGGCCAAAUUGCCCCCCCCGCAACAGCCCCGUGCCACAAAUUCCAGUAACGCGUGCCAACGCGGGCCAGAACGGUGGGAGCCGUAACGAGUCACAUGGACUGAGCCCCAAAAAGAAACACGACACAAACUUCUCAUCACAAAUCUGUGUGUAUAAAUAUGCACCACCUGCCUCAGAGGUCAGGAAAGAGACACACACAGAGAGGUGGUUUAUUUGGUUGGCCUAAUAAAGUUAUUAUGGGACGCGGGUGGUGCUGUGGGUUAAACCACAGAGCCUAGGACUUGACGAUCAGAAGGUUGGCGGUUCGAAUCCCCACGACGGGGUGAGCUCCCGUUGCUCGGUCCCUGCUCCUGCCAACCUAGCAGUUUGAAAGCACCUCAAAGUGCAAGUAGAUAAAUAGGUACCACUCCGGCGGGAAGGUAAACAGCGUUUCCGUGCACUGCUCUGGUUCACCAGAAGUGGCUUAGUCAUGCUGGCCACAUGACCCGGAAGCUGUACACCGGCUCCCUUGGCCAGUAAAGCGAGAUGAGCACAGCAACCCCAGAGUCAGUCACGACUGGACCUAAUGGUCAGGGGUCCCUUUACCUUUACCUAAUAAAGUUAUUGCCCUUUGGAUUUUUUCCCUACAGGCCAGACUUUACUAUUUUUGGAUGAGUGGGACAUGGUUUCCAGAAACGUUUUAAAAAGAAAUGUAGAACAGAUAAAGUGGAAGGAAGAUGCUCAUUGAUCCAGUAGCAGAGCACACUGUCCAGGGUUCGAUUAAUGCUUGACUUGUUCAGGUGGACUUGGGUCACCUGGAUCUUUUCUAAGCUGCUGCCUGGGCCUGCAUCUGGAUCCGGUCAGGUCCUGCAUAGCUGGUCCUUCGUUCUUCAGCUGCUCAGUUUAUUCAUAGCUGGUUCUUCAUACUGGAGUGGCUCGGAUUCUGCACAGCUUGUUCUGUUUCUCUCUGUCCUUGCAGGUGGAUCAGAAUGGAGACGAUAAGAGGUAA